UUCAAUACGUUAUCUGGUCCUCUCUAUUUACUAUUUAGCCUAGCCCUACUUGUUUGCAAACGUAACCAACUCGCUCAUCCGCCAUAGCUCCUCUCAUUGUGGUUUUGUUUGUACAUACAAUAUCUAUUAUUAGGUCUCCGUUUGCGCGAGUCGGAGCCGAUUCGAUUUUUGCAGAGAGUCGACGACGACGUGAAAAUCUGAGUGUUGGAAGGAAGGAACAAACAGAUGGUAGGCGGUGGAAACAGGAGAGACGAGGGCUCGCUCGUCAUCAAGAACCAAAUAUUUACUAUUUACUGUAGUAAUUAAAUCUUACCCCACUUAAUUAUCUUUCUUACCCCGUAUAUAUAAAUUUUGAAAUCCCCAAAACCCAAAACCCGAAACCCUUGGCCGCUUAGCUGCCAUGGCUGAAUCUCCUAUACCAGAAAUUCCGAUUAUUCCUGAAAGCCGGAAAAGAAAGUACAACGACGACGGCGACGAGGCAGCACUGUCGGGGCACCUAAAACGCAUCGUUUUAUCACUAAGCAAGCCGUCGACUCUGCUUGGCAUCGGCGCCUCAAAACCUAGGGCGGUGCACCGCGCCAAGCUCGAAAAGCUUCUCCGGAAGCUCGUGAUUCACCACAACUGGGUCGAGGCCAGCGGCGUCCUCAGCGUGUUGCUCGGCGGCGGAGCCAGCGACAGGUCGCCGGCGAACAACCGCUUCUUGUAUUGGGUUUUGCUGGAAAUGGUGGAGCGGUUGUGUGAGAUGGAAAAGGAGGAGCGUUUGCCUGGUAAUUACUCCAAGGAGGUGUGGAUUAAGAAUGUGUUUGAAGCUUGGGAGAAGAAGAAUGAUAAGAUGAAGGCAGAGUUAGAAGAGUACAGACAUGCUGUUGAACUUGAGCGCAUCUCGCUCUCGCUUGCAAAAGGGAAUCUUAUGGAGGCUGAAGCCGGUGCUUUCGGUCUCAUGCAAGCACAUGGUUUUCGAAAUGACCCUCUUCGAAAUAUGAUUGUCGGAUUGACAUUCCAGCAAUUGUGGUAUUCCAAGCUCCCAAAAGAGAUGCAGUGGAAGGAGGCUGACCAGUUUUACACUAGGGAAUCAAAUGAACGAGUUGCAGGCUCAGAGGGGCAUGGCUCUAUUAACAGUAACGAGGCUGGUAGCGCCAUUCAUUGUGAUUCAGACACCUCUGUCAUGAAUGAUAAAGUAGAGAAUGUACCACCUAUUGUUGCUGUUGAUGCUGACAGUGGCUUACAUAGAGAGAUCUCUGUGGAGGUUGUUGACAUGGAAGUAGAAAUUUCUCCACUGAAAUUUGAGACCCAAAAUUUCUAUGCGGACUCUGCUGAAAAUUCAGAAGAUGAAGCUGCUUUAUCUGAUCAUGGUGGUCAAAUGCAGUAUGCUCCCAUUUUCUCUGAACUUGAGGGGUUGGAGUCAUUGUUACUGCCCAUACGAUUGCCAGAGUCUCUCGAUAAUCAUGAAGAUAAGAAUAUUUUUAAUGACUAUUACAAGGAUGCAGUGAAGUACUUACGACAUGCUCUUCACUCUUCACCCCCGGUAUUGGUAGCCUUACAUCCUUUGAUACAGCUGUUGCUGAUUGGAGGUCAAGUUAAAGAGGCCCUGGAUGAGAUUGAAUAUUGUUGUAAUUUUUCAAACACAGCGCUGCCUACUCGGGUAUUAUGCUCUAAUGCCUACAUGUUGGACAGAUUAAGGUCUAGUCUUCUGCAGCAAUUUGAUUCUAAUAACAAACCUGUGCUUUCCACUUGUCUGGAGGAAAACUUAAGGAAGGAUCCUACAUGUUGCGAUUCAUUGGAAAAGCUUGUUCUGUUGCAUCAAAAUGAUAAUUAUAGUCCUGAGUCCCUGCUUGAAAUGAUAGCAUUGCAUUUAGAUGCCACCAAUGCUGAAUACAACAUAUGGAGAGAGUAUGCUAUGUGUUUCCUAAAGCUUUCUCAGUAUGAAGAGGACAGGAUGUCGGUGUGUCUGAAUGGAAAUGAAGGUGGACAUAAACCAUGGUACUCUGUUUCUUUCAAUAAGACCCCGAAAAUAUUUAUAAAGGGACAAUCUGGAAAGAAUUGGAAAUUGCGCUGUAGAUGGUGGUCUACGCAGCACUUCAGCCAUGAUAUUCUUGCAUCAGAGAUUGCAGCAGGUGAUUUGGAGCUCCUAACUCACAAAGCAGCGAGUGCAGUGCAUAUGUAUGGAUCAGAGUUCUAUUACGUUGUGGAUGCUCUUUGCUGCUUAGAGAAAGAAAGUGAGAAGGACUUGCUCUGUUUUUUGCAAAUGCACAUUCGAAAUUCUGUUCGAAUUUAUUCAAAUAUACGACAGAGAACUAAUUGAGUUUGUGGAAACAAAGCUUGAUGAUAUUGUUGAAAGUUUUGUUUCCCACAUUUCAAACGAUCAAAAUUGAGUCAACGCUAGAAGCUUAUACAAAUAUAAAUAGGCAUUUUUGUAACAGGGGCGAGAGGUUCAUGUUCAGUUCUUGUAAAUAUUAGAGUAAUUAGAAGAAAAAAAAUUCAAUUAGAAGUUUUUUUAGAUUAA
This is a messenger RNA of Rosa chinensis, 2503 nucleotides long. RefSeq lists its product as uncharacterized. Gene Ontology annotation, cellular component: RNA polymerase I transcription regulator complex. Lineage: Eukaryota; Viridiplantae; Streptophyta; Magnoliopsida; Rosales; Rosaceae. The transcript has 9 exons. Bases 401 to 2302 code for a protein of 633 amino acids. The record is from RefSeq and is a predicted model, not a curated record. Gene Ontology annotation, biological process: transcription by RNA polymerase I.